This is a messenger RNA of Effrenium voratum, 4386 nucleotides long. NCBI's taxonomy places the organism in Eukaryota, Dinophyceae, Suessiales, Symbiodiniaceae. The record is from the annotation of a GenBank genome assembly.
AAGCCACCCUUCCCACCUGAACCAUUUGUUUUUGGUCGUCGAAGCGCUGAAACCCAAACGCCGCGCCGCCUCCCGCCUUGCCGCCCCUUUCCACGGCCUGGUUCCGAAUUGCAGUGACUGGUUGGGUCGUUUGAAAACUCUGGCGCCUCCUCUUGGCUGUCUGCCAUGUCGACGCCGCUGCUGCACUACUUCCGAGUGGCCGAUUUGCACGUGAGCCCUGCGCUGCAAAAGAAGGCGGCCGAGCUCGGCUUCACCCUGCUGGGCAGCGAGAUCUGCUUCAACAUCCAGGCAAGGGGUGCUCUGGAUGCGGAGGAGACCAAGAAGCUGGAGUACCUCCUCCGGGAGACUUUCGAGCCCGAGAAGUUCGGGCAGUCCAGCUUCCUCUCGGGUACCGUGCUGGAGGUCGGCCCUCGCCAGCAGUUCACCAGUGCGUGGUCCACGAAUGCGGUGUCCAUUUGCCACUCCAUCGCCUUGAGCAAAAUUGUGCGAAUCGAAAAGUCGCGGCGGUACCAGGUGGAGGGCAAGGGGGAUCUCAAGAAGUUGGCGCAGCUGGUGCACGACCGCAUGACGGAGUGCGAGUAUCCCAAGGGCAUCAGCACCUUUGAGGAGCACCAGGAGCCGGAGCCCUGGACGAGAGUGCCAGUCAUGGAGAAGGGCGCCAAAGCUUUGGAGGAUCUCAGCAAGGAGAAGGGCUUGGGCUACGAUGAGCAGGACAUCGCCUACUACCUCCGGGUCUUCCGGGACGAGCUGAAGCGGGACCCCACCACCGUGGAGUGCUUUGACCUGGCGCAGGGCAACUCCGAGCACAGCCGGCACUGGUUCUUCGGAGGCAAGGUGGUCAUCGAUGAGGAGGACAUGCCCUUGACCCUGUUCCAGUGGGUGAAGCGGCCCCUGAAGGAGCGGACUAGCAACAGUGUCAUCGGCUUCCACGACAACAGCAGUGCCCUGAGAGGCGCUGCCCACACGGCCUUCCAGCCGGCCGCCGUGGCAGGGCCGGGCCAGAUGAAGGAGGUGACCAAGGACUACGACAUCACGCUGACGGUGGAGACCCACAACUUCCCCUGCGGCAUCGCGCCCUUCCCAGGCGCCGAGACGGGCGCUGGCGGACGCAUCCGUGACGGCGAGAGUACGGGCAAAGGCUCGCUGGUCGUGGCGGCCGUGGCGGGCUAUGCCACCGGCAACCUGCACAUCCCAGGCUACAAGAUGCCCUGGGAGUUGGAGGACUUCAAGUACCCCUCCAACAUGGCCCCGCCCCUGCAGGUGUUGAUCGACUGCUCCAAUGGCGCCAGCGACUAUGGGAACAAGUUCGGGGAGCCUCUGAUCUGUGGGUGGACCAGGUCCUGCGGAAUGCGGCUGUCGAGCGGUGAGCGCUUCGAGUGGGUGAAGCCCAUCAUGCUCAGCGGAGGUCUGGGGCAGAUGGACCACGGACACCUGGGUAAGGACGAGCCGCAGGCCGGGCAGCUGGUGGUGAAGAUCGGGGGCCCCGCGUACCGCAUCGGCGUGGGGGGCGGGGCGGCCUCCUCCAUGGUGGCCGGCGACAACCAGGAGGAGUUGGACUUCAACGCAGUGCAGCGCGGGGAUGCGGAGAUGCAGCAGAAGGUCAACCGAGUGGUUCGCUCCUGUGUGGAGCUUGGGGAGAAGAACCCCAUCCUCUCGAUCCACGACCAAGGAGCUGGAGGCUCCGGUAACGUGCUGAAGGAGAUCAGCGAGCCUGCAGGUGCGGUGAUCGAUCUGCGGAAGAUGCACGUGGGGGAUCCGUCCAUGUCUCUGUUGGAGCUGUGGACGGCGGAGUUCCAGGAGAACAAUGCGCUCCUGCUGGGCAAGGAGAACGAGGCCCUGUUCGACCAGAUCUGCAAGCGCGAGAAGGUGCCCUAUGCAGUGGUAGGCACCAUCACCGGGGACGGCAAGGUGGUGGUCAAGGACACCCGGGACAACUCCACCCCCGUGGACCUGCCGCUGGACAAGGUCUUGGGCAAGAUGCCCCAGAAGGUCUUCAAGAUGCAGCGCAUCUACAAGCAGAUCCCCAAAGCUCUGGAGCUCCCGGCGUCCCUGACGGUGCAGGUGGCCCUGGAGACAGGUGUGCUGCGGCUCCUGUCCGUGUGCUCCAAGCGCUUCCUCACAAACAAGGUGGACCGAUCAGUGACUGGCCAGAUCGCGCAGCAGCAAUGUGUGGGCCCGCUGCAGACGCCUCUGGCGGACUUCGCGUGCAUCGCUCAGAGCCCUUUGAGCACCAGCGGGGGUGCCACCGCCAUCGGGGAGCAGCCCCUGAAGGGCUUGGCAGGGGACCCCGCCAGCUGCAUCUCCAUGGCGCGCCUGGCGGUGGCGGAGGCUUUGACCAACCUGGCGUGGGUGCGAAUCCCCACUCUGGACUCGAUCAAGGCCUCGGGGAACUGGAUGUGGGCCGCGAAGCUGCCCGGGGAGGGCCCCAAGAUGUACGACAUCGCCGAGGCGCUCAGCCACAUCAUGGUGGAGCUGGGCAUUGCCAUUGACGGGGGCAAGGACUCGCUCUCCAUGGCGGCGCGGGUGCCUUUGGGCAACGGCCAGACGGAGACUGCGAAGAGCCCUGGCCAGUUCGUGCUCACGGUCUAUGCACCGGUGCCUGAUGUCCGCAUCAAGGCCACUCCGGACUUGAAGACGAAGGGCACCGGCGUCUUGCUCUUUGUGGACCUGGGUUCUGGGCCGCCAGUGCUGGGCGGGUCUGCUUUGUCGCAGGUCUUCGGUCAGCUGGGCUGCGGGCCCUCGCCACAGGUGGACGCCAAAGCGCUGAAGGCGGCCUUCAACGCGACCCAGCGGCUUCUCUCCGGUGGCUUGAUCUCGGCAGGCCACGACAGAUCAGAUGGAGGCCUCUUGACUGCGGUGCUGGAGAUGGCCUUUGCCGGCCGCGUGGGCUUCGACAUGAAGCUGGACGAUGCCAAUGCCGGCACCCUGAUGGAGAAGCUCUUCGGCGAAGCCCCGGGCCUCAUCUAUGAGGUGAACCGCGGGGACUUGCCGGCCGCGCUGCGGAUCUUCGAAGCCGAAGGCGUGCAGGUGUGCGAGAUCGGGUCCACACGCAAGGACAUGCGAGCUGUGGUGCAUGUGGGCAAGGAGUGCGUGCUGGAUGCAGAUGUUGCCUCGCUCCACUGCAUCUGGGAGGCGACAUCCUUCCAACUGGAACGGCAGCAGUGCGCCAUCGAUUGCGUGGAGCAGGAGGAGGCUGGCUUCAAGAACAGGCGGGUGCCACCCUGGAAGCUGAGCUACACGCCACAGCCCACCGCAGACGCGGUGCUGGCGAGCAGGAAGCACCGGGUUGCCAUCGUUCGGCAGGAGGGCUCCAACGGAGAUCGCGAGAUGGCAGCGGCCUUCCAUAUGGCUGGCUUCGAGGCCUGGGACGUGCACAUGACAGACCUCCUGGAGGGCCGCACCUCCCUGGAGUCCUUCCGCGGUGCAGCCUUUGUGGGGGGCUUCAGCUAUGCGGACACCCUGGACUCUGCCAAGGGGUGGGCGGGGUCCGUGCUCUUCAGCCCCAAGCUGGAGGCGCAGUUCAAGGCCUUCCGCGACAGGCCGGACUCCUUUGCACUGGGCAUUUGCAACGGCUGCCAGCUGUUGGCGCUGCUGGGCUGGGUGCCUGGCGCGCCGGGCGGCGGCGCCGUCCUGCCCUUGGAGCAGCAGCCGCGCUUCGUGCACAACAGGAGCGGACGCUUCGAGUCGCGAUUCUGCACAGUGAAGAUCGAGAAAUGCGCUGCCUCAAAGGUAUGGCUGAACGGCAUGGAGGGCACUCAGGUGGGCGUGUGGAUCAACCACGGCGAGGGCAGGGCACAUUUCCCGGCGUCCAGCGUCUUUGAGCGGGUGAAGAAGGAGCAGCUCAUCCCUAUGCGAUACAUCGACGACGACGGUGCUGCCACAGAGACGUACCCGUUCAACCCCAAUGGCUCUCCCGAGGGCAUCGUUGGCCUUUGCAGCUCGGACGGGCGGCACCUGGCCAUCAUGCCGCAUCCAGAGCGGCUCACGUCCUGGCCUUGGCAGUGGCCCUAUGCCCCACAGGAGUGGAUGGAGGGCCCCCAGAGACUGAGAUGCUCGCCCUGGUUGAGGAUGUUCCAGAAUGUGCGGGAAUGGUGUGACGGCCAAAAGUAAGCCGUUGGGCUCCCACCGAAACUGCCCCGCAGUUUCGGGAGAAAAUGUCGGCGAUGAGGAGCGGAGCUCCUCAUCCCAUCUUUAUUUUGUUUCAGCCUGAUUUCAAACAACAUCAGGCCAGAAUCUGCGCUUGCUCGAGGAGCAGAGGUCUCGUUCACACCGACUCUUGUGUUUUGGAGGCGCGAUGCUCUUUGGAAGCAUCCCUGGAACCUCACUUUUGUGGAGUUGCGACGCAUCGGCUUGGCACAUCCCCCGGCCUUUUCUGCUCGUUUCGCA